This is a messenger RNA of Phytophthora nicotianae INRA-310, 414 nucleotides long. RefSeq lists its product as hypothetical. Lineage: Eukaryota; Oomycota; Peronosporomycetes; Peronosporales; Peronosporaceae. Bases 110 to 307 code for a protein of 65 amino acids. The transcript has a single exon. The record is from RefSeq and is a predicted model, not a curated record.
GGUGAUAGUAGAUCUUAAUAAGAUCUACUCAUUCUCGCUUUCGACAAUAAGAUCAUCUUAUUGUCGAAAGCGAGAAUGUGUCGAACACACUGAAGCAGAUAUAAUAGUAAUGAUUGCUGUGGAAGUCGGACACCAAGAUGUUUUGCAGCUAGUGGGAACGAUCGACUUUGGAAACUGCACUCGUAGUAAGUUAUGCGAAGAGAAAUUUUUGAAUUGGGAGCAAUCGAUGCGGCUAAGAAAUUCGUACAAGAGUUCCUUACCGUUUGCGAAUUCUGAUGAUGUCGAAUUAUUGGAAUGGAAACUGUAAAAGAAGGCAAGCCACGCCAAGGAUUAUUUGGAAUCCAUACACCAUUUAAUGCUGUUAUUUCAAGUAAAAUGUAUGUUCGUGUCGAUGCUGUCCUUCAUAACUAUGGC